AGACACUGUUCACCCCUAUACAUCCCUUGCUCGACCACUGCGAGGGGUGAGGGCUCGACGAUUAUAGCUGUACAACUGCUCGCUUCUCCGACCACAAUUCUGUAGAAACCCAAAGAAACGCUCUAUAUCUGUGAACUGUUGGAAUACCUCCCCCGCGCUCUCCAACUCCCCCACUCUGCGGCGCCCCUUCUUAUUAGACACUAAGCAAGGUCAUCAACAUCAUCAUCAUGAAUCCAAGGAGGAGUAGUAUACCGAGAUAUAAUGAUGAUGACGACGACGAUGAUGAUGACGAGGAGGAGGAGGAAGAGGAAGACGACAGUCUAGACGAGGGCCAGUUCCCUACGGGGAAUAGUGCCCCGAGGAAUGGUGCAAGUCGAGGGGCUAGAGCAGGAGCCGGAGCAUCGGGCAGGGCUAGUAAACGCAAAUCCAAUGGAUCUGCCGGUCAAUUCAAGUGUGACCAUCCGAGGUGUGGAAAGACGUUUACGAGAAAAGAUCACCUCCUGCGACACGCCGCAAAUCACACCAACACGAACUAUCCGUGUCCGACUUGUGGACGAGGCUUCAAGCGACUCGACCUGUUGCACCGUCAUGAAAAGCGAAACAUCUGUGGAGACGAAGCCAGUGCGACAUCGAAGCGCCGUCGAACCAGUAUGACAAUGAGUGAUAAUGAAGAUGAAGAUGAAUCACCACCCCCUUCGAUACCAUCGAUGCGAAACGAUUCCCUCUCGUUUGCUCCUCUUCCCACUCUGUCCCUGAACAAGAGUCCCAUGCGAAUAUCGGGUCUCAAUCUCGGUCCCUUGUCAGCGGGAUCGACCACCUCGUUCGGACAACUUACUCCAAUGUCUGUCCAAGCUACCACUCUGCCUCUCUCUGCCUCUUCUCAAACCAUCGAUCCUCACGCGCCCCAUAUCUCCAGCAACACUCUUCAUUCUGAAUUGGAUCUCGAUCCACAACCUUCUGUCCCAUUCCCGACCUUGCCGGAUUUCGAAGUCUCCACUUCGUCUUCCCAUCCACAAGAUUGGGGUCUCAACAUCUGGCAACCUGAUCCUUGGGAUGCACUGCUGCACGACACGCUCGCACCACCCUUCAACGAACCGGCCCUGACGCUGGAUCUCCCCUGGAACGUGUCAACACCGAGGAUGCAGGAAUCGGCCGAGAGAGGAGGAGAAAGCCUAGCGUCUGCAGCGCUGAUAGCCAAAUUACAACUCGCGAUCCCGGAACUCGACGUCAACUUGUCCUUCUUGUCCGACGCAUUAUCCCAUUACUGGUCGCAUGUCUCGCCAACAUUUCCGUUCAUCCAUAAAGGCACGUUUGACAUCAACAACGCUCCUGCAGAGUUGGUCGCCAUGAUGGCGAUCACGGGUUCGAUCCAUCUCCCGGCAGCCUCUCGGCCCGAUUUACGCAAAGUCGUCCAGAGGAUCCGGGGAAGCUUGGUUCAGGAUUGUGGACUGGAAAUGCCAGUCUCGACGCUCCAAGCCUUCUGUCUAUGCCAUGUGCACGAUACCUGGAACGGGACGAACGAGAGUCUGUUUGUUGCUCAAUGCAUGUGGCCAGUGAUGGUCGCGCACAGUCGGAAAAAGGGGAUCGGUGUCGUCGGUCCGAUAGAAAACGAAGUGCAGGAAGAGCAAGCGUGGGCAGCCUGGGCAAAGGACGAGGAACGUCGACGAGCGGCAUUUUGUGUCCUUCUCAUCGACACUCAGCUCUCUGCCUUUUGGAACCAGCACUGCUCCCGUCAACUGUCCAUCUUUGCCCACAACAUCGCCCUCCCUUGUCCUCGAAACCAGUGGGAUGCCCCGACAGCAAGCGAGUGGUUCCGAUUAAGGGAAGCCUCCAUGCCAAGUCCUUCGACAGCCGCGCGAAACUCGUCCAGAAAAGCAAAGACUGGCUACAUGCCGGGUCUGAACCCCGAAUUCCAGGUCUCACAAGUCUCAGAAGGAUACAGCAGUAGUGUCAUGAGUGCUUUGGCAGGAGAGAGUGCUCUACUCGACUUUCCAGUCGACAUGGAGCAUGCGUUGAGUGUGGAGAUGGUCUUGAUCGGAUUGAUGGCUGUAGCAUGGGAUUGUCGGACGCGAGGGGGGAUGGGCAUCAGGUUCAGGGAAGGAACAAAGCAAUGGCGAACCAUCGUAUUAGCCGCUGUGAUCAACCUCCGGGCAGUAUGGGAAAUGGGAGUCGCUCAUCUUCCGCCUUCCAUCGAGAGUCGGGACUUGCGAGACUCUUUUGCCAUCUCUGUCAUCUCAGUUCUGAGCGACAUACCCAUGCUCCAGGUCGCAGCAGGCGCUACAUCUGUAUGCGGGUCUACCAUCGGACCUCGUCAAUUCAAAGAUGCUCAGCGUCGUCUUCGUAUCUGGGGGAAAACAGAAGACGCAUGGACAUGCCUAUGGCAAAGCGCUCGAUAUCUUCGUCAAGCGCUUUUCACCGAUUGGGGUAUUUACUCGCCAUGGGCGGUCUACAUGACUGUCUUGGUUCACUGGGCUUACGCUUGGACCCUGCCCAACUCGCCUCCUAUCAUGAUGCCUACUUCCCCAACGUCUGGGUUUGAGCCUUCAGCCAGUGCGAACCAACAUCAAGCGACAGUCCUGCUGGAUCAUAUCCUCACUUCGGCGACUCGGCUGGAUAAUCUCGACUUGGGUAUAGCAGAGCUCAUCAGCUGUACGGCUGAAAAGCUGGGAGCCAUGGGCGAUAUUGAAAGGGAGAAUUCCGCGCUGUUAUGGCGCUUGAUGGGAACGAAUGGGAUGAGUCAAGCGAGGCGGAGGUCUAGAGUGUGGGAUGGAUUGAUAUGAUCUAGAGGCGAUCGACGGACAAUCAGCAAAGAGCUUGGUUGAGCAUGCAAUGUUGUAGAUCGUGAGAGACCGGUCGUGCUGAGUAUUCGCAGGUGUCAUACCGUUUAUCAUGCUAUUAACAAGACGAGG
Messenger RNA from Kockovaella imperatae, 2909 nucleotides. RefSeq lists its product as hypothetical. Gene Ontology annotation, biological process: regulation of transcription by RNA polymerase II; DNA-templated transcription. NCBI's taxonomy places the organism in Eukaryota, Fungi, Basidiomycota, Tremellomycetes, Tremellales, Cuniculitremaceae. Gene Ontology annotation, molecular function: zinc ion binding; RNA polymerase II cis-regulatory region sequence-specific DNA binding; DNA-binding transcription factor activity, RNA polymerase II-specific. The record is from RefSeq and is a predicted model, not a curated record. The transcript is spliced from 6 exons. Bases 228 to 2780 code for a protein of 850 amino acids. Gene Ontology annotation, cellular component: chromatin.